CCGCCCUGAGGGCGGCGGCGGUAGUGGUAAUUGCAGCUGCUCAGGGGCAGGGCUUGCCCCGGCGCAGAGUAGUGGCAACGGCGUGUGGCGUCAGGGGUGCCUGGGAUCCCGGAGUCCCAAGGGCCUGAGAUCUGCUGCUCCCUAGACAGACACACGCCUUCCCGGGGAGAGGUGCACCCGAAUCCGCGCGGGGCCGCGGGACCACCCCGAGGGGCUUCCUCAGUGGAGGCGAGGUGGGGUGACAGGGCGCAGGUGACAGGGCCGGAGAAAGAUGGAGCAGCCCGGGGCGGCGGCGUCGGGAGCGGGAGGCGGCGGCGAGGAGCCCAGUGGGGGCCGGAGCAACAAGCGGAGCGUGGGGAGCCGGGCCACCAACGAAGAGGAAACGAAAAACAAACCUAAAUUGAACAUUCAAAUAAAAACUUUGGCAGAUGAUGUGCGUGACCGAAUCACAAGUUUUAGAAAAUCUACUGUCAAAAAAGAAAAACAUUUUAUUCAACAUCCUAUUGAUUCUCAAGUUGCAAUGAAUGAAUUUCCAGCACCUCAGCCGUUAUUCGAUGAACGAUCUUUGAAUUUGUCAGAAAAGGAAGUACUGGAUCUCUUUGAAAAAAUGAUGGAGGACAUGAACCUCAAUGAAGAACGAAAAGCUCCUUUACGAAACAAAGAUUUUACCACCAAGCACGAGAUGGUUGUCCAGUAUAUUUUUGCUACAUCCAAAUCUAUAGUUGGAAGUAAAGUUACGGGAGGGCUGAAAAACAGCAAACAUGAAUGCACUCUGUCUUCACAAGAAUAUGUUCAUGAAUUACGAUCUGGGAUUUCAGAUGAGAAACUUCUUAACUGCCUAGAAUCUCUGAGGGUUUCUUUAACCAGCAAUCCUGUCAGCUGGGUUAACAACUUUGGCCAUGAAGGUCUUGGACUCUUACUGGAUGAGCUGGAAAAGCUUCUGGACAAGAAACAGCAAGAAAAUAUUGACAAGAAGAAUCAGCAUAAACUUAUUCAGUGCCUCAAAGCAUUUAUGAAUAAUAAGUUUGGAUUGCAAAGGAUUCUAGGAGAUGAAAGAAGUCUUUUACUAUUGGCAAGAGCAAUUGACCCCAAACAACCUAACAUGAUGACUGAAAUAGUAAAAAUACUUUCUGCUAUUUGCAUAGUUGGAGAAGAUAACAUUCUCGAGAAACUAUUAGGGGCUAUAACUACCGCAGCAGAAAGAUAUAACAGAGAACGAUUUUCACCAAUUGUGGAAGGGUUAGAAAAUCAUGAAGCUUUGCAAUUACAGGUGGCUUGCAUGCAGUUUAUAAAUGCCCUUGUCACUUUUCCUUAUGAGCUUGAUUUUCGAAUACAUUUAAGGAAUGAAUUCCUCCGUUCUGGACUAAAGACAAUAUUACCAGAUCUGAAAGAAAAAGAGAAUGAUGAGCUUGAUAUUCAGUUGAGAGUAUUUGAUGAAAACAAAGAGGACGACCUAACUGAGUUAUCACAUCGUCUCAACGACAUUCGAGCAGAAAUGGAUGAUAUGAAUGAAGUAUACCAUCUUCUGUAUAAUUUGUUGAAGGACACAGCUGCUGAAAAUUACUUACUUUCCAUUCUACAACAUUUUUUGCUUAUCAGAAAUGAUUAUUAUAUCAGGCCACAGUAUUACAAAAUAAUUGAGGAGUGUGUUUCUCAGAUAGUGCUGCACUGCAGUGGUAUGGACCCCGAUUUCAAGUAUAGACAAAGAUUAGACAUUGAUUUAACUCAUCUGAUAGAUUCUUGUGUAAACAAGGCAAAAGUUGAAGAAAGUGAACAAAAAGCUGUGGAAUUUUCAAAGAAGUUUGACGAAGAAUUCACAGCUCGGCAGGAAGCUCAAGCUGAGCUUCAGAAAAGAGAAGAAAAAAUCAAGGAGCUUGAAACAGAAAUCCAGCAACUUCGAACCCAGGGACAUGGAGUCUCAGGUGCAUCAGGAAUCCCAGGCCCUCCUCCACCACCUCAAUUGCCAGGUGGUGGGCCUCCCCCACCUCCACCUCCACCUCCACCCCUUGGAGUCCCCCCUCCUCCUCCUCCUUUACCAGGAGGCAUACCACCACCACCACCUUUGUUUGGGGGACCUCCUCCACCACCUCCCCUUGGAGGAAUUCCUCCUCCUCCAGGAGCACCAAUUGAUCUGCCUUAUGGAAUGAAGCAGAAAAAAAUAUAUAAACCAGAGGUGUCCAUGAAGAGAAUUAAUUGGUCAAAGAUUGAACCCAAAGAAUUAUCUGAGAACUGUUUCUGGUUGAAGGUUAAGGAGGACAAGUUUGAAAAUCCAGAUCUCUUUGCAAAAUUGGCACUGAAUUUUGCUACCCAGAUGAAAGUUCAAAAGAAUGCAGAAGCUUUAGAGGAAAAGCCCCAACCUACCAAGAAGAGAGUGAAAGAGCUGAGAGUUUUGGAUCCCAAAACGGCCCAGAAUCUGUCUAUCUUCCUAGGAUCAUAUCGUAUGCCAUAUGAAGAUAUAAAAAACAUUAUCUUGGAGGUCAAUGAAGACUUGUUGACUGAAGCCUUAAUUCAGAACCUCGUUAAAUAUCUUCCAGAGCAGAAGGUUCUCAAUGAAUUAGCGCAGCUGAAGAAUGAGUAUGAUGACCUUUGUGAACCUGAACAAUUUGGAGCUGUGAUUAGCUCAGUGAAAAUGUUGCGGCCUCGUCUCAAUAGCAUUCUUUUCAAGCUCACAUUUGAAGAACAUGUAAACAACAUCAAACCAAGCAUCAUAGCAGUGACUCUUGCUUGUGAAGAAUUGAAGAAAAGUGAAAGCUUUAACAGACUUUUAGAAUUAGUUCUUUUGGUUGGAAACUACAUGAACUCAGGCUCAAGAAAUGCCCAGUCCUUGGGUUUUAAGAUCAACUUCCUUUGUAAGAUCAGAGAUACUAAAUCAUCAGAUCAAAAAACAACCCUCUUACAUUUUAUUGCGGAAAUUUGUGAAGAAAAAUACCGGGAUAUUCUGAAAUUUCCUGAAGAACUGGAACAUAUAGAAAGUGCAAGUAAAGUUUCAGCUCAAAUUCUCAAGAGCAACCUUGCAGCAAUGGAACAACAGAUUGUUAAUCUGGAACGUGAUAUCAAGAAAUUCCCACAAACAGAAGAUAAACAUGAUAAAUUCGUGGAAAAGAUGGCUAGCUUUACAAAGAUCGCCAGAGAGCAGUAUGACAAACUGUCCACUAUGCACAGCAAUAUGGUCAAGCUCUAUGAGAAUCUUGGAGAAUACUUUAUUUUUGACUCUAAGACAGUGAGCAUAGAAGAAUUUUUUGGUGAUCUCAACAACUUCCGAACUUUGUUUCUGGAAGCAGUAAAAGAAAACAACAAAAGAAAAGAAAUGGAAGAGAAGACUAGGAGGGCAAAACUUGCAAAAGAGAAAGCUGAACAAGAAAAGUUGGAACGCCAGAAGAAGAAGAAACAGCUCAUUGAUAUAAACAAAGAGGGUGAUGAGACUGGUGUGAUGGAUAAUCUUCUAGAAGCCCUACAAUCAGGUGCAGCAUUCAGAGACCGCAGGAAGCGGAUUCCCAGGAAUCCAGAUAACCGACGGGUACCUCUGGAAAGGUCACGCUCUCGCCACAAUGGAGGUAUCUCCACUAAGUGAGUCCUGAUGCCAAAGAAUAGAAAAAUAUUUCAGUGGAUAAAAUCGUACAUUUUGAGAAGAGCAAAACAUGCACUCAAGGGAUGGAGAGGAAUCAGUGCAUUUCUGCAAAAAUCAAGCCAAGCCUGAUGAAACAGCCUGCAUUUGUACAGCUAAUGCAAGACUCCUCCCACAAUUAUGCUAAUAUGAACACAAUUAUUGGGAUUCUAAAAUGUGUGUUCCAUUUUAGUGUAAAGAUGUGUAUUCUUUGUUUUUGUAUGUGACCUGACAGUGAUGGUGAAAAGUGUAAGAAAUUGAAGAGCUCUAAGGCUUUCAAGUCAUUCAAUCUGUCAAAAAUGUACAAUGUUACUCAAAUUUGCAGGUCACCCCCUCUCCCAAAAAAAAGGAAGAAAGAGAAAAAAAAAGGGUAGAAAGAAAGAAUGACUCAAUAUCUGCUUCUGAUUCUUGUUACAUAGAAAAGAAAAAGGCCAAUGAAAAAGUAUGUGUUAGUAAUGUGGAGAGAGAGUAAGAGAUACCAUUUUGGAAUCUCAGAAAAAAUACUGCUUCACCCCUGUCUAAUUAGUUAGAAUUUUAUCUCAAGUGAAAACUGAUGGAUUCAUCUGCUUUGGCUGAAAUUAAACUGAUCAUUAAUUUAAAGUUUCAGCAUGAUAGUGCGGGCACUUUUCAUUGCUAAAAAUAAGCCAAACUUCAACAGAAGCAAAGUGAUUUAAAUUUUAUUUAAAGAGGUGUUUUCUAAUCAUGCACAUAUCUACUUUAUACAAAUACUUUAUAUGGCUAUUUUUGAGAAAAACUUCAAAUUUUAAUGUUUAUGUGAGGGAUGAACCCAAAAAUUCUAUUACCUUUAUUUAGAUUUUUAAAGGUAAAUAUUGAUUCCUAAUCUCCCUGGUUUAUUUCUUCUCUCUACUCUUCUUUCUCCCAAGACCCCCUUGAAAGCAAGGAAUAGAAUUCUCAGAGACCUGAGAGGAAAAAGAUCUCUGCAAGAGGCAGCAGAAAACUGAAAGGUCAAUUGUUUUAUCUGCCUUUCUACUCCCCUUUCUAAUUCUGCCUCGGUGGUCUGAGGAAGAAAAACCAAUUAUAUGUAUGUAUGUGUAUAUAUGUGGAUAUAUUUAUAUCUCCUACAGUAAUUCCACAUCCCAGUGACUAAGUGAACUUCAAAGUCAUCAUACUUACUAUAUUAACAAAUUUAAAUGCUGCCAUCAUAAAUAGCUCUAGGAGGAAAAUAGGCUCUAUGUUUUUCUUAAAUCGAUGAGAGAGUAACGAUUAUACUUAAAUUGUCUAUUAUUUUAAAGUAUGCAUUGAAGUAAUGUAGUAUAACUUCUCUGGAGUGCAAUUUUAAGACGAAUCCAUGCAGAUGAUUAUUGUAAAAGAUUUCUCAUGUGUAUAUAUCUUACAUAGAGAAUCCUACUUCUCCUCCACAGCACACUGUAGACAUUCAGAAAGAACAAAGGACUGACUUGGCAAGUCACCACAUGGGUAAAGAAAUCUAGAGACCAGUUUCCUUUCUAUAGAUGUGUAAUGACUCAAAGCGCUGCCUUUCCUUCCAGUGCAUUCUUCUUACUCGGGUGUUAUACUUUAAAAAGCUCUGAAGCUGCUAUAAUAGAGAAAUCAACAAGCAUUACAGUAUCUGAGAUGUUACAGUUUUAUCUCAUAUUAAGACACUCACAUAGGCACACACAAAUUUAAAGAAUAUACUAAUUUCACAUAAUUUUAAAAACAGAAACAAAGAUAUUGGUUCUACUAAUUUAUGUAAAUACUUAACGGAUGUAUUUUUUACUUCAACAAGUCAUUUCUAAAAUCUUCAUGGUAUGGUUUCUUUGAAUCGUUUUUUAAUAGCUUUUUAGGCCUAGGGAAAUAUUUUGAAAAAUUAACCCUGACUAAAAUGAAGGGGCAUUUGCCAUGCCAUAUUACCAAGCUGGUCAAGGUAGAAAUACUGAUGUAUAUCACCUUUUCCAGAUGUGAACUUGCCUUAUUUUAUAGUUUGUGAAAGAGAAAAUGAAGAACUAUUAUUGAUAAAGUAUAUAUUUGUAUUUAGAGUAAUCCCACAUGCUUUUCACAAAUAUUAUGAAGCCUUUUCAGGGUCUUUCAUGAAGUUCCAAUAAUUGAGUUCAGGAAAUUGCUUCCCGGAUUUAUAAUGAUCCUGCUCUAGCUAUUUGCAGUCUGGGUCUAGAUAGAAAUGUAUCACCAAAAAAAAAUACUUCAUGACAUUUUUAGUAUGGAAUCAGAUUAUACUGGAGCCUUUUGUUGGGUUUAUUACUACCACAUGUGAGAAGCACCAGUUUAUGAAGAUUUUCUUCAGAAUGUUUUUAAAAAUUACAAAGUCCUUAAAACGUUUACUAGUUGUAUUAGUCUCUUUUGGCUGCUAUUACUCAUUAUCACAAACUCAGUUGCUUAUUAAUCCAUCAGAAAUGAAUUCUCUCAAGAUUCUGCUGACUAUAUGUCUAAAACCAAGGGCCAUGCCUCCUCCAGAGACUCUAAAGGAAAAUCUUUCUUUGCCUCGCCCUGCUUCUGGUGGCUGUCGGCAUUCCUUGAGUUUCGGCCACAUCUCUGCUCCAUUUUCCUGUCACCUUCUCCUCUGUAUACCUAAUCUCCCUCUGCCUCUCUUAAGGACACAUUUAGGUUGGCAUUUAGAACCCACUGGGAUAACCCAGGAUAAUUUCAUCUGAAGACCCUAAACUUAAUUACACUUGUAGGACCUUUUUUCCAAAUAAGGUAGCUUAUUCACAGAUUCUGGGGAUUUUUUUCCAAAUAAGGUAGCAAACUCACAGAUUCUGGGGAUUAGGUAAUGAAUAUAUCCUUUUUGGAGACAACCCUUAGCCCAUGAUAGUCUGCCUUGUGCCCUCCUCCCCAAAUUUAGUCUGUCCCAUGUGCAUGAAAUCUUCAUUGCAUCUCAACCUUUUCAACACAUUGCAGCAUCAAGUCUAAGUCUAAAAUUUCAUUCAAACAUCAUCAGUUCAGCAGUCCUAAAUCUCAUCAUUUAGAUUAUCUAAAUUAGGUAUAGGCAAAAUUCCUCUCCAUCUAUGGAUCAAUACAAUAAGAAAAAUUAUCUGCUUCCAAAAUACAAUGGUGGAUCAGGUAUCUGAUAAUAGUUAUGGGCAUUCCUAUUCCAAAAGAGAGAAUAUGGAAAAUAGGAAGGAGAUAAGGAGUCAUCUGUCCCAAUGAUUUUCUAAAUUUAACCAGAAAAAUGCCCUUAGGUUUGAAGGCCUGACAAUAAUCCUCCUUAUCUCUGUUAAGCCUGCAUCUCUGCCCUCUCUGCCCAUGGCUUUCACUUCUGCUUCUGCUCCCAUGUUUGGGCCCCUGUACCUGCAGUCCUAAUGGGUGAUCCUUUGCAUUGAAGGAUAGCACAUGUUUGUAGUUUUAUCAGCCUGUUUGUUGCCUGUAAAUUUUUAGUAGUCUGAAAACCUUCUCUUAUCUUGUCCCGUCUCUGUCCCUUUAAGGCCAACAUAGAAGUAUUUCUGCUGGUAUAACAUACUCAAAAACUCAGUGGGCCUCUCAUGUAUAGCACAUUGAUUCAAUACUGAGAUAAGAGAGUCCUCAGAGAUCUUUGCCAGAUAACCCCAUCUCAAUUCCUGACUUCAAUUGAGAUGGUUGAGUGGAUCCACGAGUCAAUACCUAAUCUUUCCAGCACCAGCCAAAGGUUGUUCAGCCACACCCUUAGCUUUAUCUCCAGAGCACACCUCCUAAAAGUGAGUCUCCUAAUUUUAGCAUAUUUUACAACCUGAAUAGGCUCAAAAUGUUCCACACCAUCAAGUGCUGGUUCCUUUCUGUUUGAUAGAUCUUUCCUCAAUUUCUUUCCUCUUAUAUUUUAAUAUAAGCUUAAAAAGAAACUAGGCCACACCUCCAUUGCUUUGAAAAUUUCAGUUAAAUAUCCCAGUUUGUCACUUACAAAUUCUAUUUUUCAUGCAACUGUUGCAGACAAUUCAGAUAAGACUCAUGCUGCUAUAUAAUAGGUGUCACAUUUCUUCUAGUUUCUAAUAAAAUGUUCCUUAGUUCCUUCUGAGCCAUUACUGGAAGCACCUUUAAUUUAUAUUUUUACCAAUAGUCUAAGUUAAUCUAUGCUUUUUCUAUCAGAUGCAUCAAAUUUUUUCUAGCUUCUGCCCAUUAUCCAAUUCCAAAGCCACUUCCACAUUUUUAGUUAUUUGAUAUAUAGCAGACCCUUACUUCCUGGUACCAAAAUAUGUAUUAAGUUCCUGUGGCUGCUGUAACAGAUUACUGCAAAUGUGGCAGUUUAAAUCAACAGCUAUUUAUUUAUUAUCUUACUGUUUAGGAGGCCAAAAGUCCUAAAUUGAGGUGUCAACAGGGCUGUACUCCCUCCGAAAGCUCUAGGGAAAUAUCUCUUCUUUCCCUCUUCCAGUUUCUUUUGACUCAUCAUUCUCUGGCUUGUGGCCAAAUCACUCUCAGCUCUGUCUUCACAUCACCUUUCCCUGUGGAUCGAAUCUACUUCUGCCUCUUUUAUAAGGACACUUGUAUUGGCAUUUAGAACCCACCCAGUUCAUCCAUGAUAACCUCCUCAUCUCAAAAUCCUUAACUUCAUUACAUUUAUGAAGACCCUUUUUCUCAAUCAGGUAACAUCACUGGUUCUGGGAAUUAGGACAUGGACAUAUCUUUGGGGACUCACCAUUCAGCUCACUACACUAGCCAUUGCACAGAAAAGUACUUUUCACUUUUAAAAAAUGCAUCUGUGGUACUCAAGCCAAAUUCACAGUUUUCUCUAAAAGAUGUUGUCUGCACAGGCUACUGCAUGCUUUGAUGUUGAAUGGCUGAAUGAGCUAUUCUAAAAUGUGGUUGAUACUUUUGCUACUAUGGUCAAUGUGCUUUAAAAAAUAAUUGAUUCCAACUCUGAGCUCUAGUGUAUCUCUUCCACCUCCUUUUUAGAGUCUUUGACCAAAUGUCUUCUAUGACUCAUAACACAGGCAUAAAACUACCUCCGAUACAGAAGGGUUCUUUACAAAUUUGUUUUAGAUACCCCUCAGCUGAGUGGAGAGGUGGCAGCCUACUUUGAAUGGUAUUGAGGGAGACUAUGCCGAUACCAAGAUGCCCAAAAGUAUUUCAGUAGCAGCAGAACUGUGGAUUCGUGCUCUCAUUUUUGCCUUGGAAUAAACACCUAUCUCUUUGCAGGACCAAGAAUGAUUUGCAAUCUAUAUGUAUGCAUACCUGCUUAUUCAAUAAAGUUAAGAUACACAUUAAA
Messenger RNA from Pipistrellus kuhlii (Kuhl's pipistrelle), 8753 nucleotides. RefSeq names its product diaphanous related formin 2 (gene DIAPH2). Gene Ontology annotation, molecular function: small GTPase binding; actin binding; microtubule binding. The transcript has 28 exons. Lineage: Eukaryota; Metazoa; Chordata; Mammalia; Chiroptera; Vespertilionidae. Gene Ontology annotation, cellular component: cytoplasm; actin filament. Gene Ontology annotation, biological process: actin filament polymerization; actin cytoskeleton organization. The record is from RefSeq and is a predicted model, not a curated record. Bases 272 to 3571 code for a protein of 1099 amino acids.